CAAUCGCUCGUUUAAGUGUGACCGUAGUCCGUUACUAUAGCAACAGAGAAGUACAACAAGUGCCGGGCAACCCAACGACGCUGCACCGAGCCGCAGUGUAUCACCUCAUCCGACGACACUUAAACUAAAAUACCAGCGUUUUUUUUAUAGCUCAUCAUUUAAACAUCCUUUAUUAUUGAGCCUAACUUUGACAGAUAUGUCGUCAAAAGACGUCGUACAGCAGGCCCAGCAGCUGUGGUCGAUGCUGGACGACAUGUCUCAGGACGACCCCCAGGCCUACCAAACAUUCAUCCAGAAGCACAUGAAGGAGGGUCUGGAGUUCAGCAGCCCGCCCCAGGUCCACUCCUGUGUACGGACGGACAUACUGGGACCGAAAAAGGGAGUUUUAUACGUCAACAUCUGCGGCUGGAAACGAGUCCCCGCGGCCCCCGAUCCCAGUAAACCAGUACCAGUAUGUGGAGGGAAACUGGAAACACACACGGACCCCGAUGGAGAGAGCUACACCGUGCUGGACGUAGCCUUCAGCCCCUCGGAGCUCCGGCGGUCUGAGCAGUGCCGGGGCGGUGGAGGGGGAGGAGGGGAGCUGGACCCCCAGGUCUAUCUGCUGGCCCUGAGCUUCGCCCAGAGGCAGCACGGCCUGAGUUUAUCCGAGCGGUACCGGAUCCACAGCGCCGGCCCCAGGGGGAGCCGGGAAGACGUGCAGCAGCGCCUCGAAUGCCGGAAGCAGCCCGGCAGCAGGCCCGCCCCCGGAGGCGCCCACGGUCCUGACGCAGUGUCUUCCCCGGCCUCCCUCCUGCAACACAUCUCCUCCCUCCGCCUGGAGGACACAGAAAACCAGUCAUCGGAGAUCGUGAUCGGGCCAACAGCUGCAGCAGCAGAACCAGAGCAGAAUAAGAACAAGAAGGCUCUAAUCCAGGUGAUCUCCAGCUCGUAUGCGCCACUGCAGCCCCAGACCCCCCACUACCAGCUGCUGGUGAUCCCAGGAGGCGGGAUCGGGUCCCGCGGCACAGUGGAGCUAACAGUCGAGCUCCCCAGGGUGCUCUCCGUGUCCGAGUGUCAGCUCAGCGUCUCCCAGACCGACGUCCUCCUGGAGGUGGAAGACCUCUACCUUCUCCUGGUGGAGCUGCCGGAGGCGGUGGACGAGGACAGCGCCUCAGCCACCUUCAACAGGAAGAAGAGGAGGCUGACCGUGAGGCUGGAUGUUCUCUGAGACGGCAGACAGUCAGAAGAGACCGGAGACCUCCUCAAAGAACGGCGUCUGACCGUAAAGCUGGAAUUCUCUGAGGCAGCGGACGAUCAGAGGCGACCAGAGACCUCCUUAUGGAGCGCAGGCUGACCUUGAGGCUGGUUGUUCUCUGAGACAGCGGAAACCAGAGAUUUCCUUAAAGAAAAGUCUGGGAAUCAGCCCACAUAGAAACGCCUGGUGGUGGAAAACGAUAUGUCGAGGAGAGCCGAGGAAUCGUUUGGCGAGGAGAAGUCUCCAGAGACGCUUUGAUUAAAAGACACGCCGUCAUUACAGAAAACGAUCCAUGCGACAGUUCAUCUUUAUUAAAAGACUCAAAAUGAUUUUAAGUACAACAAUAUCGAGGUUUGGCAAUUGACUCACAUUGAAAAUAGGCAUUAAAAAAACACAACAGAACAAACUCUCUUUAUUCUUAGGUUCAGAUACUAGGCACCAGCUACCGCUGUGGAACACAGAACACGGCGCUGUAAACUUUCAUUUGUUAGCUUCGUCUGAGUCUGACGCCGCACCGAUUCCUUGAUGGGUCAUGCGACACAAUGGACAUGCACCCAAAUACGCGCUGCGGUCAAAGUGCCUAAUAUGUGUUCAAUAUAAUAAAGUGAUAGCAAAAUCUUAA
Gadus morhua (Atlantic cod) is the source of this 1859-nucleotide messenger RNA. RefSeq names its product PIH1 domain containing 2 (gene pih1d2). Gene Ontology annotation, biological process: rRNA processing; box C/D snoRNP assembly. Gene Ontology annotation, cellular component: cytoplasm; ribonucleoprotein complex; R2TP complex. Bases 197 to 1210 code for a protein of 337 amino acids. The record is from RefSeq and is a predicted model, not a curated record. Lineage: Eukaryota; Metazoa; Chordata; Actinopteri; Gadiformes; Gadidae. The transcript is spliced from 5 exons.